UGGUCGUAAAGGCAUUUCCUAAAUUUAAGACGCUGUCAAAAAAUAUUUCAGGCUGAUUUAUGUGUAUAAUCGCACGGUCGUCGUCUGUUUGAUGAUGGUCAUCCUUUAAAGCGCACAGAGUUCACCGCUGAUACCUGCUGAAGUGAGUUACGGGUGACAGUCGCGUGUCUGAUCACCUGUAAACAGGAAUUUCUCUUCAGUUUAGGAUGAAAACGGGCUGGAGCACGCGCCCUGCUCCAGGUGAAACAUUCAAAUCUCCUUUAAACCAGGAAACAGUUUUGGACUGAAGAGAAAGUUUAAAUCAGCCGACUCUGCUUUGAGCUCCAGCUCUGUUUACUUUUUCAAAAAAGAUGAGUUUAUUGCUUUUGCUGCUCUUCUGUCACGUGUCAUCUGCAGUGAAACACUCCUUGAGGUCUUACUUCACGGCAUCCUCAGGGGUCCGAAACCUCCCAGAGGUUGUGGCCGUUGCGCUGGUGAAUGAUGUUCAGACCGGUUACUGUGACAGCAAACUCAAGACAGCAAUACCCACACAGGCCUGGAUGGAAAAACUGAUAGACGGGGAUCCGCAGUACUGGAGGUCGUACACAGAGUCGUGUACCAUGUACCAGCAAGCCUUUAAAGAAGAAUUUAACCUGUUGAAGAAGCGCUUAAACAAAACUGGAGGUGUCCACAUUCUUCAGAAGAUGCACGGUUGUGAUUGGGAUGAUGAGACUGGAGAGGUUCACGGAUAUCAGCAGUACGGUUACAAUGGAGAUGACUUUCUAACGUUUGACUCUAAUACAGACACGUGGAUCGCUUCAAAACCACAAGCUGUCAUCACCAAACAUUUCUGGGACAGGCAAAGAGAUAAAAAUAAGUUUUGGAAAGACUUCUUCACCCAGACUUUUCCUGACUGGCUGAGGAAGCACCUGAACUAUGGGAAGAGCUUUCUGCUGAGAACAGACCUCCCCUCAGUGUCUCUCCUCCAGAAGUCUCCGUCCUCUGCAGUCAGCUGCCACGCUACAGGUUUCUACCCCGACAGAGCCAUGAUGUUCUGGAGGAAAGACGGAGAGGAGAUUCACGAGGACGUGGAUGUCGGAGAGAUCCGCCCCAACCACGAUGGAUCCUUCCAGAUGAGCGUCGACCUGAACGUUUCAUCAGUCGCACCUGAAGCCUGGAGCAGGUACGAGUGUGUGUUUCAUCUUACUGGUGUGAAGGACGACAUCAUCACCAAACUGGACAAAGCAGCGAUCAGGACUAACUGGGUUUCUCCCUCAGAGUUUCCUGCCGUUGCUGUUGUUGGAGUCGUUGUCGGGCUGCUGCUGCUGACGCUCGGCAUCGCUGGACUCUUCAUCUGGAGAAGGAACAAUCAAGGAUUCAGACCUGCAAAUAGAUAAAUCGAAGUCGUCAGGUGUGUUUCCGUUGACGCACCAAUAAAGUUUAUUGAAGUGACAGUCAGAGCUGACAGAGGCGUCACUGAGGAGGAAAAUCCUUCAGGAGCAACAACAUCUGGAGAGAAGUGAUGCUGCUGUCCAGCUGUUUCUGCAGACGUUUUUUUUGUCACACUUAUUAGUCUGGGCCUUAUUUGGUUCAUAUUAUUAGACACUAGGAAAUCAUCUGUUGUGGGUGUUAAUCACUAAGAAGUCAAGCACUUUAGUUGUCACAUCAUAAGACGUGUCCACUCUUGAAAAAAAAUAAUGAAGACCUUAAACACCAGCUGUACACUCCUGUCGCUCCAUUGCGUCACAUAUACAUAUAUAUACACACACACACACACACACACACACACACACACAUAUAUCACUCAGCGGGUUUCCA
Messenger RNA from Plectropomus leopardus (leopard coralgrouper), 1797 nucleotides. RefSeq names its product class I histocompatibility antigen, F10 alpha chain-like. Lineage: Eukaryota; Metazoa; Chordata; Actinopteri; Perciformes; Serranidae. Gene Ontology annotation, biological process: immune response. The record is from RefSeq and is a predicted model, not a curated record. Gene Ontology annotation, cellular component: external side of plasma membrane.